AUGGAAAUCAUUUUCAGCGGAUGGAAUCCUCAAUGGCGAGCCCAAUUUCGUGCCAUCCAAGCCGAUCUCGGCGGCGGUCUCAAAAAGAACCGAGUCUCAUAUCUCACGAUUGAGCACGUGGGGAGCACGUCAAUAGCCCAUCUUGUCGCGAAGCCGAUGCUUGAUAUUCUUAUCGUUGUCGCCGACGCAGACUUCAAUGACAGUCAUCGAGAGAGGCUCAAGGAAAAUCAGCGCAUCAUGCAAUAUUCUAUGGCUAAGAAUGAAAUCGUAAGGAAGGUCCUGAAAAAGGCCGGAUGGACUCACGCAGAGGUUGAUGAGAAAGAAGGCAGGGAGAAGAAAGGGUAUCCUGAGAUUUAA
Molecule: messenger RNA, 357 nt
Organism: Letharia columbiana
Lineage: Eukaryota; Fungi; Ascomycota; Lecanoromycetes; Lecanorales; Parmeliaceae
Exons: 2
Coding region: 1-357 (118 amino acids)
Source: RefSeq, a predicted model, not a curated record